AUGGAUCUUCACAACGUGCAAAGUGAUUCCGAAUAUGAGAGCGCUUCAGAGCAACUCUCUCCUGUGAAUAAAUUCCAAAAAAAAAAUAAAAAGCUUGCCAAAGAGGUAGAGCUGGAGGAUGAUUUCGUGGAUUCUUCCGAUGAGGAAGAGGCAGUCUUCGUCACGAAGAAGAAGCUAGAUACAAAUAAAUUCGAAAGCAAAGACCUUCAAAACCAAGACCAAGAUGGAGAUUCAGAGGAUGAAGUUGAUGAGGUACUCGAAGCAUCUUCUCGAGGAGUGAAGCUAGAUGAGUCCGAAGCAAUGGUCUUGGAACAUAAAAAACGAGUUGGAAAACUCAAGAAAAUGACCCCAGAGCAGCUCGCAAAAGAGGAGCAGAAGAUAAAAAAGACGGGAGUCUGCUACUUGUCUAGCAUUCCUCCAUACAUGAAGCCUGUGAAGCUACGGUCUGUUCUCUCCAAAUUUGGUAAGCUUGACCGGAUCUUUUUGAAGCCGGAAGAUCAAGCCUCUUACCGGAAACGAGUAAAGUAUGGUGGAAAUAAGAAGAAAAGAUUCACAGAAGGAUGGGUCGAGUUCGUUAAGAAAAAGGAUGCUAAGAUGUGUGCUCAGACCAUGAAUGGCAAUAUUAUUGGAGGCAAAAAAUCCUCCUACUAUCACGAUGACAUAAUGAAUAUCAAAUAUUUGCUGGGCCUCAAAUGGGCCGACUUGACACAACAGAUUGCAAAGGAGAACCAAGAGCGCCAAGCAAAGAUGAUGCUAGAGAUUUCUCAACAAGCGAAACUUGAUAAAACCUUCGUCGGAAAUGUGGAGAAGGCAAAGAGGUUGGAUAGAAAGAGAAAAGUCGAAGGAAGUGAAUUCGAAGAGUCAUUGGCUAAGAAGUCGUUUGACCAGCGUGAUGUUACAAGUACCCGCGCUGACUCUCACGCAAAAAAAGAAAGUGCCUCAAGCAAUCUUACAGAUGUCUUGUCAAAGGUUUUUUAG
Molecule: messenger RNA, 978 nt
Organism: Australozyma saopauloensis
Lineage: Eukaryota; Fungi; Ascomycota; Pichiomycetes; Serinales; Metschnikowiaceae
Product: RNA-binding ATPase activator
Exons: 1
Coding region: 1-978 (325 amino acids)
Biological process (GO): endonucleolytic cleavage to generate mature 5'-end of SSU-rRNA from (SSU-rRNA, 5.8S rRNA, LSU-rRNA); endonucleolytic cleavage in ITS1 to separate SSU-rRNA from 5.8S rRNA and LSU-rRNA from tricistronic rRNA transcript (SSU-rRNA, 5.8S rRNA, LSU-rRNA); small-subunit processome assembly
Cellular component (GO): nucleolus
Molecular function (GO): RNA binding
Source: RefSeq, a predicted model, not a curated record